Messenger RNA from Schistocerca cancellata (South American locust), 523 nucleotides. RefSeq names its product cuticle protein 16.5-like. NCBI's taxonomy places the organism in Eukaryota, Metazoa, Arthropoda, Insecta, Orthoptera, Acrididae. The transcript is spliced from 2 exons. Bases 68 to 523 code for a protein of 151 amino acids. The record is from RefSeq and is a predicted model, not a curated record.
CAGCAGCAGACAGGCAGCGGGAGCAACAGUAGCAGCGGUCGUCGCACUGGAAACCUACACCACCAACAUGAAGUGCUUGAUCGUCCUGAGUGCUGUCGUGGCCGUGGCUCUGGCCAAGCCCGGCUUCCUGGGGGCGGGUGUCGCCGCCCCCGCCUACGGCGCAGGCCUCGCUGCCGCCGUCCAGCCCGCUCCCGUCUAUGUGGGCGGCAUCCACCCCGGCCUCGCCGCCUACGGCCCAGCCAACAUCGUAGUCGGGCCAGGUGGCUACAACCUGGACACCCCUGACGUGGCCGCUGCCAGGGGUGCCCACCUGGCCGCCGUCGCCCAGACGAGGGCCCGCGACGCCGCCAUCAACGGCGCCGCCCUCGCCGCCGCCUCCGCCGCCGCCUACGGAGCCUACGCCGCCCCCGCUUUGGUCGCCGCCCCCGCCGUCGCCGCCGUCGCUCCUGCGGCUGUCGCUGCUCCUGGCCUACUGGCUGCUCCCGGAUCUCUGGCUGCGCUCAAGGCUGCCUACCACGGCUAA